UUACGUCAACCAUUGACGCUCUUGUGUCUAUGCUUGGUGAGCGUCUGCCUCGUCAUAUUUAUCAUUUAUUGUCAAUUGAAUCAGAAGAUGAACUUGGCGGAAUGUUUUUGUUGCUUCAACGUUAG
Molecule: messenger RNA, 125 nt
Organism: Ambispora gerdemannii
Lineage: Eukaryota; Fungi; Glomeromycota; Glomeromycetes; Archaeosporales; Ambisporaceae
Source: the annotation of a GenBank genome assembly